UUUAUUUAUUGUGCUGUGACUGUUCUCGGUGGUUUCAUGAAAAGUGCAAACAAAUGAUCAAUGUUACCAUCUAUACUAACAGUCGGCAAUCUAUCCCGGGGUUUGAAUCGCCUAAAACUAAUCUCCGAUACCAAUCAUGUGGAAAAGUUAACCAAUCUUCGUCCUGCCGGGUAUUCCACGAUUGCCGGAGCGGACCGCUGGGAGGAUGGUCUUCCUUCGCAAUUCAGCAACACACCACCGAAAGAUGCACGGGUUGUCAUUUGCGGUGGUGGUAUUAUGGGAGCAGCGGUAGCGCAUCAACUAGCACAAAGAGGCUGGGGCCAGCAUACCGUUCUAAUUGAACGGGGGCGAAUUGGCGAAGGCAACCCGUGGCAUUUUAGCGGGUUGCUGGGCGAGCUAAAACCCACCCAUUCACAGGUGCUACUUGCGCAGACUUCGCUGGAAUUGAUUCGGGAUUUACACGCCAAAGGUCUUCCUACAGGAUGGAAACAGACGGGAUCGCUAAACUUGGCACGAACGCGGGACCGGAUGACCAUGUUCCGUCGCAUGAAAUCGCAAAGCGUUGCUUGGAAUGUCGAAUGUGAAAUCGUAACACCGGAGAAAUGUAAAGAGCUCUGUCCGUUAAUAGACAUUGGCGAUGUAGUAGGUGGAUUAUGGAUUCCGAACGACGGUGUCGGCAAUCCUAACGCAUUCUGCCACAGCUUGGUACAAGAAUCUCUAGAAAAAGGCUUAACGGUUGCGGAAAACUGCUCAGUUACUAGAGUGAUACAAAAAGAUGGACGAAUUAAAGCGGUCGAAACCAGCAAAGGUACCGUGGAAUGUGUGUACUUCGUGAACUGUGCGGGAUUUUGGGCCCGACAGGUGGGACAAAUGUCGGAACCGUACGUAAAGGUACCACUGCAUGCGGCUGAACACUACUAUCUGCAUACCAAACCAAUACCCGAGCUCGGCGAAAAGUUCCCGGUUGUUCGUGAUUUGGAUGGACACAUUUACUUUCGUGAAAAUGACGGAUGUCUGCUAGCGGGUGGAUUCGAAGCAAAGGCCAAACCCGCUUACGAAGAUGGUGAAAUACCUGUUUCGACGGCUGAACGAAAACUUCUGCCAGAUUGGGAUCAUUUUCAUCCGUUACUAGAAGAGCUCAUCCGUCGCUGUCCAUCGCUUAAGGAUGUGGCACUGGAAAGGCUGGCCAACUGCCCGGAAGCAUUUUCGCCGGACUGUAAAUGGAUCAUUGGGGAAGCUCCGGAGAUACAAAAUUAUCUGGUAGCUGCUGGUAUGAAAACCGUUGGAAUGUCCGCUGCUGGUGGAGUGGGACGAGCAAUAGCAGACAUUAUAACACAAGGUUACUCGACAGUGGACUUACAUGAACUAGAUAUUUCCCGAUUUUUGGGACUACACAACAACCGCAAGUUUCUGCGGGACCGUGUGCGCGAGGUGCCUGGAUUGCAUUACGAUCUUAACUAUCCGUUCCAUGAGUUCCGAACCGGACGUAACCUGCGAAUGUCACCCAUUUUCCCUGCGUUAAAAGAAGCUGGAGCUGUCUUCAGUCAGGUGAUGGGCUACGAACGACCUGCGUGGUUCGAUAAGAAAAAUUCUACUGAUGAAAAGGGCAGCCCGAAGUUUCGUAUUGCCACAACUAACGGCUUUGGCAAACCGCAUUGGUUUGACCAUGUGCAAAGCGAGUAUGAAAAUUGUCGCGAGAGAAUCGGAAUGAGUGAUUACAGCACGUUUACCAAGAUCGACCUAUGGUCCAAAGGGAAUGAGGUGGUCGAUUUGCUGCAGUAUCUCUGUUCGAACGAUGUAGAUCAACCGGUUGGAUCUAUAAUUCACACUGGCAUGCAUAACCGUCAUGGUGGGUAUGAGAACGAUUGUUCAUUAGCACGACUAUCUGAGAAUCAUUACAUGAUGAUUGCACCGACGGUACAACAAGCAAGGUGUAAAGCAUGGAUUGAACGACAUCUACCACCAGGUGGACGAGUAAGUGUGUCAGACGUUACGUCGAUGUAUACCGCCAUUUGCAUUAUGGGACCGUUUACGCGAAUCAUGCUUUCCGAGCUAACCGAUACAGAUCUGUCGCCUAAAAGUUUUCCAUUUUUCACCUGUAAGGAAUUGGAUGUUGGUCUUGCUAACGGAAUUCGCGCACUGAAUCUGACUCACACCGGCGAACUUGGCUACGUCCUGUACAUACCGAACGAAUUUGCGUUACACGUGUACACGAAGCUUAUGGAGGCAGGACAAAAGUAUGGCAUUCGGCACUGUGGCUAUUAUGCUAUGCGAACGCUUCGUGUAGAAAAGUUUUUUGCAUUUUGGGGUCAAGAUUUGGACACGUUCACAACGCCCUUGGAAUGUGGACGUAUGUGGCGUGUGAAGUUUGACAAAAAGGUAGAUUUUAUCGGAAAAGAAGCGUUGCUGCAGCAAAGAGACAAGGGUGUGGAACGGAUGUACAUACAGUUGCUGAUCAAUGAUCACGAUCCGGAUCUCGAUCUGUGGAGCUGGGGCGGCGAACCGAUAUACCGUGAUGGGCUGUACUGUGGGCAAACUACUACCACAGCCUAUGGAUUUACUUUCAAAAAACAGAUCUGCCUUGGUUUCGUGAAAAACUUACACCCAAGUGGUCGAGCGCUUCCAGUAACGAACGACUAUGUGUUGAGCGGAGAUUAUGAGGUGGAAAUAGCCGGAAUACGUUACCCUGCGAAAGCGAACCUUCACUCGCCCAAUCUGCCCACCAAGUACCCCGAUCAGGAGCGUGAAGCGUAUAAAGCAACGCGCGACAAAACGGACGAGUCGAACCUUUUGGCGUAUCGGCCUAAUAAAUAG
Molecule: messenger RNA, 2814 nt
Organism: Anopheles maculipalpis
Lineage: Eukaryota; Metazoa; Arthropoda; Insecta; Diptera; Culicidae
Product: pyruvate dehydrogenase phosphatase regulatory subunit, mitochondrial
Exons: 8
Coding region: 61-2814 (917 amino acids)
Cellular component (GO): mitochondrion; cytoplasm; mitochondrial matrix
Molecular function (GO): protein binding; oxidoreductase activity
Source: RefSeq, a predicted model, not a curated record